GCCGGUCUCCGAACUUUUGAAGCCUUCACUUCCUCGAAGAGGCUCCGUAAAGCCGCUACUGAUUGGGCGGCUUGGUUAGCUGGUGGCUCGAGCGGAAGCGGGAGUUCGAGAUGAUUUCUUAAAUCUUGAUUUGGCAGUUGUUGCUGCAAAGGCGAGAGGGCCUGUGAAGCGGAAAGUGACAGUGGGCUCCGCGAUGGAGGUCGGUUCAAAUGGGAACAGUAUAAUAAACUGCGGCGAGUGGAGCAUUCGAUCCAAUCAGGUCUGAGGAUACUGGCAGAUGGGUGGAGAGUCUGGUGUGUUUUAAUGUUUUUGUUGAAGAAAUUCGAGCCGCUAGAGACUAAAAGAAAGCCCACCUAAACCGCCCCCCCCCCAACAACGAAUAACCCUUAUGCCCUUUGGGGAAUCGAGCGACGACGAUCGAGGCAAGGGAGACGGAGACGGUGGUAGGAUGAAUGGAGUCACCAAGAGCAGGUUCGAGUCGGCCCUCCUCAUCCGCUGGUUCUGCUUGCACGGAUUCAACCAACCACGGAUUGAGAACCUGGAAUAUGGGAGGAUGUGCAUAGUUUACCACGGAUCGGGAUUGGGAUCAGCGCCAGUCUUCAGAGCGAAGGUUCUUGAGUUCAAAUCCAGCCGGCUGCAAAAACCUGGAGAGGGAUGGGCUCCACCAGUUUUCAGAUGCCCAACACACGCUAUGUUCUCAAAUAACGAUGAAGCUGUAAUAAAUAAGAAACUCCCAAAGGAACUGUUACUCCGAAUAUUCUCCUUUCUGGAUGUAGUCACCUUGUGUCGCUCUGCUCAAGUCUCCAGGUAUUGGAAUGUCCUGGCACUUGAUGGUAGUAACUGGCAGCGGAUCGACCUGUUUGACUUCCAGAGAGAUAUAGAGGGCCGAGUAGUAGAGAAUAUUUCCAAAAGGUGUGGUGGCUUUUUACGGCAGCUUAGUUUGCGAGGAUGCCUUGGGGUGGGAGACAACUCUUUAAGAACCUUUGCUCAGAAUUGCAGGAACAUUGAACAGUUAAGUCUGAAUGGAUGCACAAAAAUCACAGAUGCAACCUGUACUAGUCUCAGUAAAUUUUGCUCUAAGCUAAAAUGUUUAGAUCUAGCUUCAUGCACAUCAAUCACAGACCUUUCCUUAAAGGCUUUGAGUGAAGGAUGUCCACUUCUGGAACAGCUGAAUAUAUCCUGGUGUGACCAGGUGACGAAGGACGGAAUCCAAGCCCUAGUGAGAGGCUGUGGUGGUCUGAAGGCUCUGUUCCUUAAAGGAUGCACACAGCUUGAAGAUGAAGCUUUGAAUUAUAUUGGUGUUCACUGUCCUGAGCUGAUCACUCUGAACCUACAGACUUGCUCUCAGAUCACAGAUGAGGGGCUGAUAACCAUUUGCAGAGGAUGCCAUAAUCUGCAGUCACUCUGUGUCUCUGGCUGCAGUAACAUCACUGAUGCUAUUUUGAAUGCAUUGGGACAGAACUGCAUUCGACUUAGAAUAUUAGAGAUUGCUAGAUGUUCACAGUUAACUGAUGUGGGAUUUACCACGUUAGCUCGGAAUUGCCAUGAGCUUGAGAAGAUGGACCUGGAAGAGUGUGUUCAGGUGCGUCUAACAUAUCGGCAUCUUGAAUCGAAAUUUGAGAUCACAGACAAUACUUUAAUUCAGCUCUCUAUUUACUGUCCACGGAUCCAAGUGUUGAGUUUGUCUCACUGUGAAUUGAUCACUGAUGAUGGUAUCCGACACCUUGGGAAUGGGGCCUGUGCUCAUGACCGAUUGGAAGUGAUCGAGUUGGACAAUUGCCCACUGAUCACAGAUGCCUCACUCGAAUACCUAAAGAACUGUCACAGUCUGGAGAGGAUAGAGCUGUAUGACUGCCAACAGAUAACACGUGCUGGAAUCAAGAGACUUCGAACACACUUACCCAACAUCAAAGUCCAUGCCUACUUCGCUCCAGUUACACCUCCUGCGUCAGUAAGCGGUGGUCGCCAGCGUUUCUGCAAAUGCUGUAUUGUCUUAUGACAUCUAUUUUACUAAGAUCUAUUUAAAUAGCAUUAAAAUUGAGGUGUCAUCAGUGGUGAAUCCUGGUGUGUUGUGAGACUGUACAGUAAGGGCUUUCCGAUCACUGUGGCUAUGACCGAUCAUAUGGUUACCAGGCAGCACCAGUGAUACCAUGUCCAUGGGUGCAGAUAUGUAUUAGUUCUGUCAUUGUAUAAUUCAACUGAGGUUUUCCCAGGAACAUGGUAAAUUAGUUUUUUUGGAUUUAAGAAAAAUUAAUUUCCAUUUAAAAUCUUUGCAUACCACUUCUUAAAGAUACAUUGCAAUCCAGCAGCCCACAAGUAAUUUGAGAAAUAACCACAUUUACUUUUCCCACUUAUUUUCUACAUGGAAAAGGGAGAAAAUCAUAAUAUGGAAUUGUGGGUACAUUGUCUUGUAAAAGUUUUGCACAAGAAUUUAUUCUUGGUCAAAACCACAGCAUAUCAGUCAUUCCUUUCACAGAAAAGAGGCCAUCAGAUAGUAUUUUAGGCUAUGCAGCUCCCAAUUUUUCCUACCUUGCACAGCUAUCCUGUGCUACUGUCCUGCAUUGCAGCAUGAUUCCUACACUGGCAAGUUGAUUUAUUUGUUUCUUGUGAAAUGUUUGGGUCAAUUGUCUCUCCAUCUGAACACAUAGAGUGUGGUUCUUUGUGGUAAUGGAUGCCUUCAAUACCAUACUUGAUUGUCCACUGUUGCUGUGUGAGCUUGACAAUGUGAUGACAUUACUGCUUUGAGUGUGAUAAGGACUUGGGUGGAUGUAGUGCAAUAUGGUGCAUUCUGUCACAGUUCCAUUUUCAGUUGUCACAGUUAGAUUGAAUUGAUGGAUAGAAAUGAAUCCAAGUUGAAAUUCCCUUCAGUGAUUGUUUAGCUGAAGCUAAUUAUAUAAUUGGCUAUCAUUGAUAGACUUUGUAAUGAUGGGGAAUUAUACUUUAUUGGAUAAACAUGCUUGAACCAUUGGAGAACUGAUUAGUUUUCUCUUUUGUUUGUUUACAAAAAUGGGUGGAUAUUUUUUAAGUCCUGUUAACUUAUUGUGCAAUACAGUCAGUUGCUGAUGCAUCUUAACCUUGUGUGCUUCACUGUGUCAUUUCUUCACUUGGUUCAGAGUAUCAGAAGUGAUCAGUGGUUUCUGCAGUUCAAAAUAAUUCAGAUAUGAAAUUCUAGCACUUCUCUCAUCUGCCUUUCUCAUUCUCUGUAACCUAGUAAACAGUCCCUAUCUUGUUGCAGAUAAAACACUAUGAACUUACCAAUGUGUACAAGUUCUGUUCUCACAAGCGAGGUGUUGAAGGGCUGGAAAUAAAUGUUAAAAAUUAAAAUGUGAAAAUUGUAAGUGAGUGUAUGUUUUAAAUUUUUUAAUUUUAGAGGUGGGA
Hypanus sabinus (Atlantic stingray) is the source of this 3378-nucleotide messenger RNA. Its product is annotated as F-box/LRR-repeat protein 20-like. Gene Ontology annotation, cellular component: SCF ubiquitin ligase complex. NCBI's taxonomy places the organism in Eukaryota, Metazoa, Chordata, Chondrichthyes, Myliobatiformes, Dasyatidae. The coding region runs from base 389 to 1999 and encodes 536 amino acids. The record is from RefSeq and is a predicted model, not a curated record. The transcript is spliced from 17 exons. Gene Ontology annotation, molecular function: protein binding. Gene Ontology annotation, biological process: SCF-dependent proteasomal ubiquitin-dependent protein catabolic process.